AUGACUAAUGAUGAAGAAGAAAGUGAGGGAAUAUUCUGGACUCCUCCUAAUAAUGGUUCAGAUUAUGAGCAAGAUAGCCAGAGCAAAGCAAGCUCAUUUACAAUGUACAAGAAAGUGGAUAAGAAAGUACGACCAGUUCCGGGAGUAUUUCCCCAGGAAGCUCAAGUAGUGAGGCAAAUUCCAAAUGACCCUUUAGAAACACUCGCACCACUAUCUCCUAACCCUCCUAAUGUAAUUCCUACCAAGAAACUUACUGCAGAACGGCUUGAAGCUUUGAAUAUCAAUUCUAAGGGAUUCUUACGCCCAGAAGAAGAGAGAUUAUUUCGACAUAUUAUGUGGCUACACCAGGAUGCACUAGCAUUUGAAGAUACAGAUAGAGGUACUUUGAAAGAAUCUUACUUUUCACCUUAUAUUAUUCCUACUGUUCCACAUAUCCCAUGGGAAUACAAGAAUAUUCCAAUUCCACCAGGGAUACGAAGCAAAGUUAUAGAAGUACUCAAGCUCAAAAUUGAUGCAGGAGUCUAUGAA
Molecule: messenger RNA, 528 nt
Organism: Suillus discolor
Lineage: Eukaryota; Fungi; Basidiomycota; Agaricomycetes; Boletales; Suillaceae
Exons: 1
Source: RefSeq, a predicted model, not a curated record